AUGAGUAAUGAUAUUCAAUCAAAUCGUAUUGAGGAUACUAUAAGCGAAUCGGAUACGGCGCAGUUAUUGAGUAAUGAAGAAGCAAGCACGUCUAAUUAUACACAGUUAAAUAGAUCUGUAUAUUUUGAGCAAUCUGAUGAAGACGAACUGACUGGAAGCCAUGGAAUCAGACGUAGACAACCGGUGCAAAAAUUUAAACCUGGUUCUAUGAAUAUAUUAUCAGCUAAAUAUGAAAGUUUGGACUAUGAUACCUGUGAAAAUCAUUUGCUUCUUGACGAAGAACGCAAGAGGGGUUAUGCUUUUAUAAUUUGGAAGGAUAUAGCUCGCUGGUUUGUUAUCCUGCAGAUAGGAGUUGUGACAGCACUCAUAGCUUUCAUAAUUGACAUUUGCAUAGAAGAAUUCUCUGGAAUAAAGUAUAAACAGCUUAAAAAAUCUGUGGAUAUAUUUGUUCUAGAAGACAAAUUGUACAUACCAUACCUAUUGUGGGUGUUAUCAAACAUAUGUAUUGUAUUUUUUGGUUCAGUGCUGGUGGCAUAUAUUGAGCCGGUGGCAGCAGGGAGUGGAAUACCACAAGUAAAAUGCUACUUGAAUGGCGUAAAAGUGCCAAGGGUAGUACGAAUCAAGACACUGGUUGUAAAGGCUGUUGGCGUCAUUACAGCUGUGGUUGGUGGGUUAGCCGGAGGAAAGGAAGGUCCUAUGAUACACAGCGGGGCUGUGGUAGCCGCAGGGAUAUCACAAGGAAAGAGUACAACGUUCAAUAAAGAUUUUAAAAUAUUUCAUUACUUCCGUGAAGACCACGAGAAGCGCGAUUUUGUUUCCGCUGGUGCGGCUGCUGGUGUAUCUGCAGCUUUCGGAGCCCCAAUAGGUGGCGUUUUAUUUUCACUGGAAGAGGGCACGAGUUUCUGGAAUCAAGCCUUAACAUGGCGAACUUUCUUUGGAACUGUGGUAUCCACUUUCACUUUGAAUUUUGCUUUAUCUGCCUAUCACGGACACCCAGGAGAGUUAAGUUAUCCAGGUUUAUUAAACUUGGGGAAGAUGGAACCUUUCCCAUUCCAAUUCUACGAGCUGCCCGUUUUCAUGCUUUUCGGCGCCGUCGGAGGUCUCCUGGGGGCCUUGUGGAACUACAUCAAUUACAAACUUGCUGUAUUUAGAAUUAGGUAUGUGAGCGCGCCGUGGUUGCGCGUGGUGGAGGCUUGCCUGGUGGCGGCAACCACCGCCACCUGCGGCUUCCUCAUGAUGUUCCUACUAAACGAUUGCCGCCCGCUCGGGGAGGAUCCCACUAAGAAUCCACUACAGCUAUUCUGUGCGGAUGGCGAAUACAAUGCGUUAGCAGCAAUAUGGUUCCAAACGCCCGAAGCCUCGGUGCGCUCGUUCUUACAUGAUCCAAUUGGCUCUUACAAACCUAGCUCGCUGCUCUUGUUCAUAGUGUGCUACUAUUUAUUGUCUACGUGGACAUUCGGCUUGGCCGUGUCCAGUGGACUGUUCAUACCUAAUCUGUUGACGGGAGCUGCUUGGGGGAGGCUGUUGGCGGUUUUAAUUCAAUACAUGCUGCCCAAUAAUACCAUCAACCCAGGAAAAUAUGCUUUGGUGGGAGCUGCAGCGCAACUCGGAGGGGUUGUCCGUAUGACCAUAUCAUUGACGGUCAUCAUCAUAGAGACAACAGGCCAAAUAUCAAAUGCGUUGCCGAUUAUUAUAACUUUGGUGGUCGCCAAAUGGACGGGUGACUUCUUCAAUGAGGGCAUCUACGACAUCCACAUCCAGCUGGCGGGUGUGCCGCUGCUGGGCUGGGAUCCACCGCCGCUGACGCACACGGUGUACGCGUCCGAGGUGAUGUCGCACCCGGUGUUCACGCUGCGCACCGUCGAGAACGUCGGUCACGUGCUCGAGUUGCUGCGCCUCGUCUCCUACAACGGCUUCCCCGUCGUCGAUCCGCCGCUCUCCGACGAAGUCGAAGUGACAACUUACAAACGUCUAAGAGGUCUGAUACUGCGUUCACAACUGAUAGUGCUCCUUCAAAACAAAAUAUACAACGAGAAUGCUAAUACAACUUGGUCAAAUUUAAACGUGGACAUGCAAAUGUUCCGAAAUGAAUAUCCACGGUUUCCUUCUAUUGAUGAGCUGGUGAUAGAGGAAUGGGAGAAAUCCUGUACUAUAGAUCUGCGGCCUUUCAUGAACCCAUCUCCUUACACAUUGCCGCAUCGUGCUUCUUUGCCCCGUCUAUUCAGAUUGUUUAGAGCUUUAGGAUUGCGGCAUCUGCCAAUUGUAAAUGAUGUUAAUGAGGUUGUUGGCAUGGUAACCCGUAAAGACAUAGCCCGGUACCGAGUUUGGAGGCACCGGGGUCAUAUGGGAAUGGAAGAACUAUUGUUAUCUAGUGAAAUUUAA
Messenger RNA from Parnassius mnemosyne (clouded apollo), 2382 nucleotides. NCBI's taxonomy places the organism in Eukaryota, Metazoa, Arthropoda, Insecta, Lepidoptera, Papilionidae. The record is from the annotation of a GenBank genome assembly.